GCUCUGGACUCCGAUGGAGUAACUCACAUCAGUCCGUCGACAGCCUUCAGCUUAAUUCAACCACCCGAUAAUUCCUUCUUGGACGAUCCCGCCCCGAGUAAGUUGGAACCAGAUUCGAGUUCUCGAGUUUCAUCAGUUCAAUUUGGUCGAUAAUAGACGAGACAGUGAUUGCAACAUUGAUUAUUACACAGUAAGAGGAAGAUUCAAUCAAAGAUGUGGAGGAGGAUUUUAAUGUCGAUCGCUUUGACGGCGAACCUGUGCCUAGCUCAAGACUAUGAAGUUUCGGAAAUUCAAUGCAGCCUUGCAGGCUCGGGUUCCGAUUUGUUAACUGCCAAGAUACGACGUCCCGUUGGCUUCAAAGGAGCCCCAUUAUUCGCGGACGACAGAGCAGCGAAUCCGCUCACAGAUCCGAGUUGCCAAAUUAGACCGGAUCCCACCGACCCACAAGAGGAUAACUACCUUCUCAAGGUCACGGACUUUUCCCGUUGCGGUAUUCUCAAGAGAAACGAAUUCAUUCAUCUCAGAGUAUGGUUCCCAGCUUUCCCAGGCGUUGUGAUGCUAGCUGAUCAAGAAUUGAUCCUGAUGUGUAGACCUCCUGAGCCAACGUUGCUGCGACACAAAGCUGCGGGCUUUGCUGGAACGUUCCCCCACGGAGCCCGGGUUUCCGGUGUCGUGGAGGAGACGCCCGGCCGAUUGGAGUACGAGGUCGCUCUGUACCGGGAAGCUGUGGGAAACGCUUCCGAUCCGAAUGCCGCUUCCCAAACGGUCGACCAAGCAGUUCCAAUCGGUACAAAGCUGCAGUUGCGGGCAAGAAUAAGCUCCGAAAGUGCCUGGGGGCACAUCAAGCUCCUGGAGGUGACCGUCAGUCCCGAUCCCGACGAGCCCCACGCUCCAGGAAGCGUCGCCCUGGUCAAGGACGGCUGCAGGAACCGGGACUUUGCUUCGAUAAUUCCCCACCAGCCAGCGAGAUAUCGGGGAAAAAAGAACGAGGUCUUUCUCGACUUCGAAGCGUUCCUCCUCAGCUCGAUGAGGGAAAGGUCAACCCUCUGGAUACAUUCGCAGAUCAAGGCCUGCAUGGAGGCUCAAGACUGCCAGCCAUCUUCACAGGAAUUUUGUCUGGACCUGUUCGAGCCUGCCGGACAUGGUAAAAGAAGAAAACGUUCUUUGGAACCGGAUGUGCAAUUACCCAGCGCUCAGAAGCUCGUUAAGAAGUUCAACGAUUCUGUGCCGUUCACAAAAUUCAAGGAAAACAUUGAGUACACAGUUUUGAUGCCAGGCGAUCUCUACGAGAAAGUAGCGGGACUUGAAGGCAGUUGCGGUAGUUUUUUUUACCUUGCUUCCGGUCUUGGAGUGCUUCUCGUGUUCUCCGCGUUCAUUAUGUGUUACCUGGCAUCGCGACUUCACAGCGUAACUUCCGGUGGAACACAUAACAAGACUAUCGACGACCUCGUCAGAGAACGUGCGCGAAAAUUUUCAGAAACACAGGGAUAUACGGGACGUUCAACGGUGCAAUAAUUUUCUUAUUGCAAGCAAAUAAUUAUGACUAGAUAUGUAAGAAACAAAAAAAAUUCACCAACGUAUACGUAUAAUUGCAUACGUAUGUAUAAACUACGUAAAACUCGACAAAACAUCAUUC
Diprion similis is the source of this 1636-nucleotide messenger RNA. RefSeq lists its product as uncharacterized. The coding region runs from base 214 to 1515 and encodes 433 amino acids. The transcript has 6 exons. The record is from RefSeq and is a predicted model, not a curated record. NCBI's taxonomy places the organism in Eukaryota, Metazoa, Arthropoda, Insecta, Hymenoptera, Diprionidae.